CACUAGCCCCCUUUUUUUGUCCUACUUUAUUAUAAAGACCAAAAAACUACUUUGUGAAUUUGGUAGGUUUUAGUUUGAGAGUAGCAAAAAUGGAGUUAUACAAAUUUCAUGUAUUUUUGGCUAUGGUGGCUGUCUUGUUUCUUUUUCCAGUAGUUCAUGGAUGGGGACUUGAUGGUCAUUACACUGUUUGCAAGAUUGCUCAGUCAAGAUUGAGUAAAGCUGCUGCAGAUGCAGUUGAAAAAUUGUUGCCAACAUCAGCAAAUGGUGAUUUGGCAAGUGUGUGUAUAUGGGCAGAUCGUGUUAAAUUCCAUUAUCAUUGGUCAUCACCUCUUCAUUACAUUGAUACCCCUGAUAAUCUUUGCAAUUAUCAAUAUAAAAGGGACUGUAAAGAUGAAGAUGGAGUUGAAGAUAGAUGUGUAGCUGGAGCAAUUUACAAUUACACUAAUCAGCUCCUCAGUUAUAACAAAGGCAAUGAUCAUGUUUCAACAUAUAAUUUGACAGAAUCACUUCUCUUCCUUUCUCACUUUUUUGGGGACAUUCAUCAGCCUUUGCAUGUUGGAUUUACUUCAGACAGAGGAGGCAAUACAAUAGAUGUUCAUUGGUACACUAGAAAAACAGUUCUACAUCAUGUCUGGGAUUCCAACAUAAUCGAAACUGUAGAAGAACGAUACGAUGAUUCUAACGUAGAUGAACUUGUUGAUGCAAUUCAGAAGAACAUCACGACAGGAUGGGCUGAUCAAGUAAACUCAUGGGAGAGCUGCAGUGGCAACAAAACAGCCUGCCCUGAUAUUUAUGCAAGUGAAGGUAUCAAAGCUGCUUGUGACUGGUCAUAUAAAGGAGUGAGUGAAGAUUCUACAUUAGAAGAUGAUUAUUUCCUAUCGCGAUAUCCAAUAGUUCAAUGGCGUCUAGCUCAAGGUGGAGUCCGUUUAGCUGCUACACUAAACCGUAUAUUCAAAUGAACAAUGUAUUGUAAACAAAACUUGAUGAUCAUUUUCUAGCAUUUCUUGUACAACAUUGUUAUUUGAACUAAAACAUCGUUGUAUUUUAGUAAAUCUUCAUCGUAUCUAAUGUUUUAAGAUAUUUUUAUCGACUAUAUAAGUCAAUUACGCGAUGA
This is a messenger RNA of Solanum stenotomum, 1114 nucleotides long. RefSeq names its product endonuclease 2. The transcript has 9 exons. The coding region runs from base 90 to 959 and encodes 289 amino acids. Gene Ontology annotation, molecular function: endonuclease activity; nucleic acid binding. NCBI's taxonomy places the organism in Eukaryota, Viridiplantae, Streptophyta, Magnoliopsida, Solanales, Solanaceae. Gene Ontology annotation, biological process: DNA catabolic process. The record is from RefSeq and is a predicted model, not a curated record.